Molecule: messenger RNA, 880 nt
Organism: Hordeum vulgare subsp. vulgare (domesticated barley)
Lineage: Eukaryota; Viridiplantae; Streptophyta; Magnoliopsida; Poales; Poaceae
Exons: 1
Coding region: 76-642 (188 amino acids)
Source: RefSeq, a predicted model, not a curated record
UUGCGUCGUCUCAUCCAUUUAGUGAGGUAUAAGUCCACACAAACGACCACAAAUCGGAAAGGAAAACCAGGCGAGAUGAGCACCCGCGACCUCCUCUUCUCCGGUCUCGACCUCGUCAAGCAACAGGCGAGCGCCGUGGCCUCCACCGUCUCGCUGGCCAAGCCGUACCUCCCCUCAAAGCUAACCGAGAUGAACACGGGUGGCAUCGUCGCGGGUCUCGGCUACGUCAAGAACCAUACAGGAGCGGCCAUGGCCUCCACAGUCUCGUUGGCCAAGCCGUACCUUCCCGCAAAGCUAACCGAGAUGAGCACAGGCGACAUCGUCACCGGUCUCGGCUACGUCAAGAACCAUACAGGAGCGGCCAUGGCCUCCACCAUCUCGUUGGCCAAACCGUACCUGCCUGCAAAGCUCUCCACGCGCGACGGUGCCGUGGGGACCGCGGCGAUGGUCAUCGGGGGCGCCGUGGGCGCCUACUUUCUCUGGCCUGCUGCAGCCGCCCCAGCCGCCGCCGGCGCCAUGAUGAAGGCGCCUGGUGCCGCCGGCUUCCUGAUUUCCCGCACGGCGUUUGUGGCCAACCCGCAGGUCUACUACCAGAUCCUCCGCACCGCUGGGGCCGCGGCGGCCGCCGCCGCAUUCGUGUAGGGAAGCAAGCAAGCAAGCGCGCCCCUUCGACCCGUCCCGUUUGCUUUGUUUCGUGUACUGUGUUAAAUUAAGUGUGGUUCGACUAUCUAUGGUGAUUCAUUCCAUCUAGUACCGUAUACUCCUCGCCGUGGGAGCGAGAGAAGAUGGGGUGAUAAUAAGCGCUGCCUCCUACUCCUAUUUUCCAAUGUUCUAGUCAUUGUGUUCUGUUUGCGAUAUUAUAUAUGGUGUUUUGAAGCAA